This is a messenger RNA of Perca flavescens (yellow perch), 4062 nucleotides long. It is a transcript of the gene edem1, whose product is annotated as ER degradation enhancer, mannosidase alpha-like 1. Bases 151 to 2067 code for a protein of 638 amino acids. The transcript has 12 exons. Gene Ontology annotation, biological process: carbohydrate metabolic process; mannose trimming involved in glycoprotein ERAD pathway; endoplasmic reticulum mannose trimming. The record is from RefSeq and is a predicted model, not a curated record. Gene Ontology annotation, cellular component: membrane. NCBI's taxonomy places the organism in Eukaryota, Metazoa, Chordata, Actinopteri, Perciformes, Percidae. Gene Ontology annotation, molecular function: calcium ion binding; mannosyl-oligosaccharide 1,2-alpha-mannosidase activity.
GGGGCUGGUCUGUUGACAGGAAGCGUGUAGGGCGGAAUCACCACUACCUCUGUGCUUGUAGUUUAGCCUGACAAACAGAUGAUUUCACAUUCAUUCCUCGGACGUAUGUGGACUUAAAAGUAUGCGUUUUAAGAUCGACCCGGGGCAAAGAUGCAAUGGAGGUCAAUAGUAGUUGGUCUGGUUGUAUUGAGACUCUCCCUCAGCUGUGUGCUGUGGCUAGCUUUCGGACUCGGACCUAACGUUAGCUGGGGGUUCAACUUCCCACUCGGUUUCAGUUUGCACAAAUUAGACUUGUUAUUCAGGGACGAAAAAGGGAUCGAUCCGAAGGGCAACUCGUGGUCUCAACGAAUACACGGUCACAUACAUGAAGAGGCGGCGACCACCUGCGCAAAUGUUGGAGAGGAGUCAACCAAGAGAUCCUACCUGAGCUUCUUCGAUGGCAACAAGGACGAGUACGUCCGGAGAUACAGCUCCUUCCCAGACACACUGAAAGCAAAAAUGAAGGACAUGGCCAAAGACAUGUUUUAUUUCGGGUAUGACAAUUACAUGAAAUAUGCCUUUCCCGAGGACGAGCUGAAUCCCAUUGACUGUAAAGGGAGGGGACCAGACGUGCUAAACCCGUCAAACAUCAACAUAAACGACGUCUUGGGGAACUACUCGCUUACACUGAUCGACACCUUAGACACCCUACUGGUGCUCGGCAAUGUGACGGAAUUCCACAAAGCUGUAAAGCUGGUUAUAGAUACGGUAUCUUUUGACAAGGACUCAACUGUGCAAGUUUUUGAGGCAAACAUCAGGAUCCUGGGCAGCCUUAUCUCAUCUCACAUCCUGCUGACGGACCCGAAACAUCCAUUUGGCAAGGUCGGCUUUGACGAUUACGAUAAUGAGCUGCUUCACAUGGCUCAUGACUUGGCUGUCCGCUUACUGCCGGCCUUUGAGAAUACCAGCACAGGCAUUCCUUACCCCCGGGUGAAUCUGAAGACUGGCGUUCCUCCUGAUAGCAUCAACGAGACUUGUACUGCAGGAGCUGGGUCCCUGCUGGUGGAGUUUGGGAUUUUGAGCCGCUUGAUUGGAGAUUCCACAUUUGAAUGGGUAGCCAGGCGAGCCGUCAGAGCUCUGUGGAACCUGAGGAGCAACGAAACUGGUCUGUUAGGGAAUGUAGUGAAUAUCCAAACAGGCCAGUGGGUUAGCAAGCAGAGUGGUCUGGGAGCCGGUAUGGAUUCCUUCUAUGAGUAUUUGCUGAAAUCAUACUUACUUUUUGGCGAAAAAGAGGACUACAGGAUGUUCCAAGCUGCUUAUGAGAGCAUUCACAACCACAUGAGGAGAGGGAGAGAGUCAUGUAAUGAAGGAGAGGGUGACCCACCUCUGUAUGUUAAUGUGAACAUGUUCAGUGGUGAAAUAAUGAACACGUGGAUCGACUCCCUUCAGGCCUUCUUUCCUGGGCUGCAGGUGCUGAAUGGUGAUGUAGAUAAUGCAAUUUGCCUGCACGCCUUCUACUAUGCCAUCUGGAAACGCUUUGGGGCUUUGCCAGAGAGAUACAACUGGCAGCUGCAGGCUCCUGAUGUGCUCUUCUACCCCUUAAGACCAGAGCUGGUGGAGUCAACCUAUCUGCUGUACCAGGCGACCAAAAAUCCUUUCUAUUUGCAUGUUGGAAUGGAUAUUCUUCAGAGCCUUGAGAAAAAUGCCAAAGUCAGAUGUGGAUAUGCCACUCUCCACCAUGUCGUGGACAAAUCCAAAGAGGAUCGCAUGGAGAGCUUCUUCCUCAGUGAGACAUGCAAAUACCUUUACCUGCUGUUCGAUGAGGACAACCCACUUCACAAAUCCGACAACAAGUACAUCUUCACGACAGAGGGCCAUGUUGUGCCUAUAGACAGGCGCUUCAGGGAGAAACAGUGGAACGACUUGUUUCCUUGUGAAGAGGGAGUGCUGGCAGAGCAAGAGCCAAACAAGCGGCCACCACCGAGCAACACCAGCAAUUGCAACAGGAUCCCAGAGGAGCGGCGGUACACGCUACCAUUAAAGAGUGUCUACAUGAGGCAGAUUGAUAACAUGGUGGGACUUUUCUGAGCAAGAGGAUGCAUGUGGUGACAUUGAGAUGAACAGGCCUUCUGUACACCCCCCCUCAGGUGCAGAUGCGAUGAGGUUAAAAAGGAUCAUUGUUGGUCAAUAUCCUUGUCCCCUCUGUUCCGCUGCUGAGGAUCCAGACGGGGAACUGACACUAAAGGAAACCUGAGAAAUCAGAUUGAUCACUUGCUGUAUUACUCAAAAGACAAAGGUAAAAAACUUUGUUUUGGAAAAUGAGGAGUCAUGCUUCAUUUUUGCCUAGUGACGAGUUGAGACUGGGUAAGGGGAUUUUUAGAAUUGCUGGUGUGUUUUUGUCCAUUUAGGUGUUGGUUCAGGUGUGAGUGUGUAUACAUUGUUUGCGUGUGUGUAUGUAUGCAUAAUUGACAAUUACAGCUGAGCUGUGAAUCAUAUUGUUUUUUUUUUUGGGAACCGUGCCAUCUAGCCACACAUGUACAAUGUAUAGCCUAUAAAAACACUCACCUUUUAAACUAUCUCUCUAAACAUAAUGAUUAGUGCCUAUUUCCAGUUGAUUCACUUGAUUAGAUCAGUGCGUUUAAAGAAGGGCUGCACAUUAACAUACCGACAGUGAGAGAGAGGCUCAGGAGGACUCGCUGUUUUAAAGUGCCUUUUUUAUUUUUCUUGGUCUAUCUGGAUGUGUUGAAGUAUUUGUCAAGAAUUUGUUUGAGGCAACUGUUGAUAUUUGCACAAUAGAUGUCAUUCCAUGUGUAUGUACAGUUUAUGCUGAUAAUGACAUUAAGAUCCUUUUUGUUUUUAGACAUGACAAGCCAUAAAAUGUAUUUUUUUUAAUGUUAAUGAGUAAAAAUGUUCUGUCAGAUGUAUUUAGUACACAUACUCUUGUUCAGAGUAGAUGGAAGUAGCCAUUUGUGUUUCUUUUUCUGUUUCUCUGUCACAUAUUUGCACAUCAUUACUUAUUCAUUGUCAUGUGGGGAGAACUCAGGGUUGAAAGGAAAAAAAGAAAAAUCAAUUAAUGCUUUCAUAAAAAAAUAAAACUUCCUUGAAAUGUUGUUGCCUGAAAUGUCUUAGGAUAGUUUUAGUUACUUAUAUUGCAAAUCUUCCAACUUGGUUAUCUGAGGUAAAAGAAUAACUGCACUGAACUGAAGUACAGUCAUACUGUGAAUAUUCAUUAUUGCUCCACACAAACAGAACAUGUGAUGUCCCCUUAACUGUGAUGUUUGAUUCUUGUACAGUUCUACUGAGAUAUCUCUACUGGAUUGGUUCAUCUAAUACCAAACAGCCUGAGUGUCUGUAACACAGCAGAGAGCUUCAGGCUGCAUGGCUCGAUAAUGUCACAGCAUCGGCAUCUUCUUUGGCUUUGGGACACAGCUGUUCAUAUUCUCAAGUGCUUUUUAACUGCUCCAAGCCAUAGCUGACGUCACCUCAACCAUUUUGUCUUAAAUUAUCUUCAAAGAAAUAGUGAUAUUUAAGAAUUUCGCUUAUUCAUCGUCUUGCUGCGAGUUAGACAAAAAGCUUGAUGCCAUUUUGGGGACCCGUUUCACAAAUGUGAUUUGCGAGCACAGCUUUCACGCAGAUCACAAAUGUUUCUCGCUCAGAAAUUACAGAUAAAAAAGCAAGUCCUGCAGGACUCUGGCAUGCUAAUGCACUGGUGAGAAGUAUAGUUUAGGUUAGGUUUGAUUAGCACAAAACAUCCAAAAUAAUUUGCUAGUAAUUGACCUCAAAUGGCAAAUUUGGUGAAAUGGGCUCCUGUAUGGUAAAUAUGAAGCUAACCCCAGCAGCUGGUUAGGUUAUCUUAGCACAAGGACAGGAAAUGGAGAAGCAGCUAGCUUAAAUACGUACAAGAUGUAGUGUGUUAAUUAGUGAGCGUAAGAGAUGCAACUAGGUGGUUUUUGGUACUUGGACAGAGCCAGGCUAGCUGUUUACCUCUGUUUCCAGUUUUUGUGCUAAGCUAAGCUACAGCUGUCACCAGCUGCUAGCUGUAGCUUAAAAUGUACCGUACAGACAUAACUAGUAUUGAUCUAG